This is a messenger RNA of Procambarus clarkii (red swamp crayfish), 4937 nucleotides long. RefSeq lists its product as uncharacterized. The record is from RefSeq and is a predicted model, not a curated record. Lineage: Eukaryota; Metazoa; Arthropoda; Malacostraca; Decapoda; Cambaridae.
ACUACACAGUUAGCCAGUAAGAUCCUGGUUGGCAUUCUCACCAGGCUUAUGAUUGGCUGUGAGAGUGUCUGCGGGUUGUGAGGGAGUGCAGACAGUGGCGGCGACCAAGUGUCACGGCCCACACCACCCACUACACCGUCAGGGUAUCUGCCCUGGUGUGUGCCUCGCUGCGCGGUAGCUUUCUGCUAGGGGUCCUGCUGGCUUAUGCCACUACUGCUGUUGUUGCUUCUGCAGAAGCUGCUGCUGGAGGGCCUAGACUUGGGAGGGACGCGGCGCGCCAGUGGGGCUGGCCUUGAGCGCGGGCCGGUGUGCUGCAUGCAAGGAGGCGGGCGGUGGUGCAGUGCAUGUGUGGAGUGGCGGUGUGCACACGGCAGCAGCAGCAGCAGCAGCUGCAGCGGCAGCAGCAGCAGCGGCAGCAGCAGCUGGCCGUCUCGGGUGCACCAGCAGACCAGCAGCCGCCUGUCCGACCGGCGUGCGUGCGUGCGUGUGAGUGAAGGCGGCCGCCGCGCUACGCCUUCUAACGUAAACACAGGAGGAAGGGGGGCAAAAUGAUCGUCUUCCUGUCAUUGUGCGAGUGAGCCUUACGGUGCGGUAGUGGCGUCCCGCGUCAGUCAGCCUGCAGGAGGCGCUGCUGCAGCUACCACCGCCACCACCACCAUCACCUCCGUCACCACCAGCUGAGACAGCAGGCGUGGUGGUGGGCGGGGUGAGGGCGUGUGAGCGGUGGUGACACUGGUGAUCCAGUAGGUGGGUGCCAGACCCCAGCUGUGGCACCAGCGGGACGCCACCCACUUCAAUAACAAAUGAAGCAGCCAGUUUGUGAAGUGAUGUGGGGAUCAGUUACCCAAAUAAAUGUACCUUGCAUAAUGAAGAAAUUUCAUCUAAGCUGAAUAAAUAAUGUGACGCUUAAGCUGUUCACGAAUAUAGAAGAAAUACAAAAGAAUUACCAUGACACCCCCGACCAAUCUAUCUUAAGUCCUUCUGAGACAGUGCCUUAGACAGGAGGCACUUAAGCAACCAUAAGAAAGAUAACGGAAGUGUCAGAAGAACUUAGGAAAGUUGUACAGAAGGCCCGCAGAGGAACAACCUGGCAUCACAACGAACCUCAGGCAGCAAAUAAGGAAAAACGACAAAACGAGAAAACAAUUGAAGCCAAAUUUGUGUGUUGGGUGGAGAAGCAGGAGCGAGGAGAGUUAGUGGGGCUCUUACGGGAGAAUUGGGCCUCCUGGAGGGAGCAGCCCCCGCCACACCAGGAGACGCAGACCCCCGCCAGACACCUGAGCGAGCGAAGGUUGGCGAGGUCCAUCUGACGGCGCUGGAAGGAACGUACCAUUCCCAUCUUCCAGGAGAAGACCUGCUUCCUGGAGCAGCCGCCGGAGGUGGUGUCAGUGUGUGUGUGUCGUGGGGGCCGCCACACUCCCGCCCUCUGUCUUCUAGGAAAGCACUUAUUCACCCCUUUUCCCGCCCCCGUAAGACGCAACAAGAAGGAGGAGGAGGUGGUUACCAGACCUCCCUCACGACCCACGGUAGUUGACGGUUAGAGUUGGUGGCUGGCGGUGGUUUGCGUCCACACACACACCCUCAUGCUACCCCAUGUGCCAUCCGAGGCCCAUUGGGUGUUCCUGGUACACUGGUGUUACGGUGCCUUCGUCACCUAAGACUCGUCCGGUGACUUGUGACGGCGAGAGACUCGUUCAGUGGUGGUUGCUCUUGGCGUCGCCACACCGCGGGUCUGUGACGCUGACGGCGUGUUUCCCCGCUGGAGGAGGAGGAGGAGGAGGAUGCAGUGCCCCCAGGACACAGCUCGUCCCGCAGGCGAGGCACAGCCCGUCACCAGAGAGUACUGACGGAGUGCAGUGAACUCUGGACACUCUUGAGUGCUCUACUCCCCGCACUCUCUCUCUCUCCUUCACUCUUCAGUUUGAGUCUACAAGGACAUGCAGCUUGACUUCACAGGAGCAGUGAAUCAGAAAAUUAACAGGAGCAGUGAACCAGAAGAUUAACAGGAGCAGUGAAACAGAAGAUUAACAGGAGCAGUGAACCAGAAGAUUAACAGGAGCAGUGAAACAGAAGAUUAACAGGAGCAGUGAACCAGCAGAUGGACCUGUGGAAGCCAACUGUUCGUAAGGCGAAAAAACAGGUGAGCGGCGGCGACCCGUGUGAGUGGGCGGCCAGCCUGCCGGACGUGGUGGCCGACCUCACCCUCGCAGACACCUCCCCACCUGCCACCCACCAUUCCUCAAUGCUCGGCACUCGCGACCAUCACUACCCGGACAUGAGUGACGUCCGGACGCGUCGUCGGAACGCCAGGCCCCCUCAACCACCCGUAACGCCGCAAGGGCUCGGGGCCGGCCCUCAGGGCUUAGGGGCUGCGCCCACUCAGCCCAUUGUAUCUGGUGGUGGCGCCACUGGAGGGACUGCGGGUGGCUGGAGGCAUAACCCUCAACUUCCAUGGCCAUCUCAGCCUUCCCUGGAGCCACUAGGUGUAGCGACACUGACAUCGGGCGUAGGUGUGAGCGGUGUCCAGGGGGAAGGGGAAGGGGCGCGCGUACGCAGUGCGUCUAGUGAACCCCGGGGACCCGCCGGCAAUGGCGACCGGAGAGUUCGCUGUUCUUCAGCCACAAGAUCACGCCAACACCGCCCACGCCCACCUCCGGGGGAUCGCCCACAUGGGAACACCACUGUGCCACCUGUCGCCUCUCUUCCCCCGAGUGGGUGCGGUCCGUACUCCCCCACCCCGGGGGUGUUACAGCCCGGGGGCAGCGCGGGUGUGGUGGGCGGCGUUCUAGCCCGCCUAGCUGGUUGCUAUGAAAACUUGGAACCAGGACGGGAAAGCGGGGAGGGAAUGGCAUACGGUUACCAGGUGAGUGAUCUGGAGGCUCUCCUCACUGAGGCGUCUCCCUCCCGCCCCGCCAACCUGCCCAUGGUGCUGGCGUCGUCAACGCGCCUCCACAACAUGCGCCGCACGCCUGAGCCGCGCUCUCACAACCAGCAGCCCGUACGCCCAUUCCUGCCUCUUGGAAUUAUUGUCAACGCGGUGUUCAAAACGCGAGACUGGCUAUACGUGCGCACGGCGCACGGAGCAGAGGGCUACGUGCCGUACCGAGUGUGUUUACCCCUGGGGAUUCUCCCUCCCCCGCGAGAAGGUCAUAGCUUGCCGCUUGGCGCCGCAGACGGAGGCGCCGGCGGAGUGUGGGACAAUAGGGUGGACAUGCUCCAGGGCGGCAUGACCCAGCUGCCUGUGGCUUCCCCGGCGGCAAAUACCACAGGCGGCAUGGGCGCCGAGGCUGGGGGCCAGACGAGAGGCAGAUCUCGUGGGCGGCGGCGGCCUCCUUGCAUCGAUUCCUCAAAUCAGACGGACACCCAAAAACUACAACCAGUUGUCCGCAGCCUGUCAGAGGCACGCUCCCCGCGGGAGACACUUGAGACUCAGGUAACCCAAUCUACGACCAUGCCCGCGACCUCCAACGAUCACGUGCUCGUGUAACCCCCGUCACAUCUCACUACAGAACACGUGAGGUGUGCAAGGAAUAUGCCAUUAAUGAUAGUUUACAUUGCAUUAACCGAAGUACAUUGAAUGAACGAAUAAUGAUUUUGCAGUGUAGUAAUUGUCCUUCCCACAGACUGGCCACCAUUCACUGUUUACGCACUUUUCCUAAUAUAUAACAUUGGCGUGUGAGUAGAGAAUUACUGAUCGCGUAUUUUGCCGUGAUUAACGGACAAACCUUUCCAACAUGUCUCUUAACACCCGCCAUCUUAUUCUCUUGAUUGUCAAUUCAAUGUGAUGUUUUUUCCUAUUAGUCAUGCAAUUUAUUUAUAUAUUUGUACAUGAAAGUGAAUUAAAUUAAGUAUAUUAUAUUUGUAAACCAUUUGUUAGUAUUAUAUUUAUUGUUGACAUGUUUUCAUAAUUUAAAUUUGCUAUGAGGCUAUCUUGAAUAUUUGUGUCGAAGAAUUUUAGUUAUUCCACGUGAGUUAAGAAAGACACCAAGAAGUCAGUUUCACGUGACAUGAUGCCAAACGCAACCUCGAGUCUUCCAUUUGAGCUGUAAUGUUAAAAAUCUAAUGACAGUUACACGUGAAAUAUAUAUCUGACCCUUGAAGCCAUUUACACUUUAGCUAUGAUGCCUGAAAAGACCUGGAGUCAGUUCCAUGUGAUAUACAGAAUAUAUAUUGCCAGAUAACACUGAGUUAGUCCCACAUUCGUUGUCACCAACGACAUCUGAAGUCAGUCCCAGUUGAGUUAUGACGGCCCACAAUAGACGCUAAUCAGUUCAGCAUGAAAAGGAUUGAUAGGAAUUUCCUGAGACCAGGUAUGUGCUUACUGAAUAAUGGGUAUCUAUAAUAGUUUUAAUUAAGAUCUCAAUUACUAUUUUUAGAACGAAGCUUCAACGAUGCUUUACACAUCAACAGCGUACUAGAGUAUAUCGACAAGAUAUGAAAUUUUGCUAAUAUAACCAAACCUAUCCUAACGUUGUUUGUGAAGACCUGUGUGGUUAGGUUGGGUCUAACAUAAGUUUAAUUUUGUUUGCAAAACAUUAUCAUUUUCAUUAUUACAAAUUGUGAUUAUAUAUGCAACCGCCCAUAUUUUGUUGAUAUACAUUACUGCUGCUACAUGUAUUGUGUUAUUGAAGAAUGGGUUACACAAACAUUCACACACACACACACACACACAUACACACACACACACAGAUAUAAUCAUGUUCCAGCUCUGACUUUAUAUUCACCUAUUAUAUUUAUUGUUUUCAGCGAUAUUUCAGAGAUCAAGAAUGCUCUUUGAUUGUUAUGUGAUUUUCACCAAAUUAAAAUGAUUACUAUUACUAUUAUUAUUAUUAUUAAUCUCACUUGUGAAAGAUUGCUUUGAACUAUGCAUGAAAAAACUGCAUUUUUCCUGUGCAAUUAUCGGAAGCAAAACUGGGAUGCUAUUAUUUUAAUAAAUA